Messenger RNA from Schistosoma mattheei, 2519 nucleotides. The record is from the annotation of a GenBank genome assembly. NCBI's taxonomy places the organism in Eukaryota, Metazoa, Platyhelminthes, Trematoda, Strigeidida, Schistosomatidae.
AGAGUUUCUCAAAAUACCCAGAAGUUAAGUGAAUGUUUAUUUAUGUGUGUGUUGAGUGGGGUGUUUGUUUACCACUUUAAUUCAUGUGAGCUUCUUUAAAAUCUACCUAAUUGGUUGCUGAUAAUGUUUUUACUAGUUUCAGGUCUCAUAAAUUCUAUCUCGUUAGAUAAAGUUAACUUUGCCAAAGUAUUUCUCAUUAUUGUAGGGGAAUAGUGAAAAUGAGUUGUUGACUUGAAAAAAUUCUGUUUGAUUUAGUCUUUAGAGGUUUAACUUUAUCGAUUUUGCUAUUGUAUGUUAAGGUAAGUAGACGCAAGAGCCACACAUGUUUCUGAAUACUAAUGAUGUGCACACUAAUGAUGUGCAAUUGUUUCAUUAGGUGUGUUGCGUUGCAAGGAUAUUGGAGAAUAACUAUGUCGGUGAAUGAGCUCCCAUGAUUUGAUAUGUCACUUACUGGUAAAAAAAUUAUCCAGCAAAUUUAUUCUUCAUUCAUUUAGUAACCUAUUAAUAUUCAGAUCGUUUUGCAUAGGAUUAUUUCCAAAUAAAAGGGUUCCAUCGCUUGAUUUUUAUUUGCUUCCUACAGACCUAAGUGGAGUCCAGAAAUGUCAGUUGAUACGUUGGAUAGUCUUGAAAAGGAAGAAUUCUUGAAAUGGAGACGGUCAUUGGCUUUGCUUGAAGAAAAAGACGGCAUCGUUCUUACUCCUUUUGAGCGGAAUUUGGAGUUCUGGCGUCAGCUGUGGCGUGUCGUGGAACGUAGCGACGUUGUUGUUCAGGUGGUCGAUGCUCGUCAACCUCUUUUAUAUUAUUCGAGUGAUUUAGAUAGUUAUGUUCAUGAAGUUGAUUCGAACAAGACAUCUGUGGUUCUUGUUAAUAAGUCUGACUUUCUCACAAAUCAACAAAGAGCUUUAUGGGCGGAGUAUUUUAGAACUAUUGGUAUUAACGCCAUAUUUUGGUCGGCUGUACUAGCCAGUGAACAGAUGCUAGGACAAAGUCCUACCAAUAUGACCCAACCUUGUGAUAUUUCAACCAAAAUAAUUAAUGGAACCAGUUUGGAGUCCGAGAGUAAUUCUGAGGAAAGUCAAACCGAGUCAGACACUGAUAGUGAGGCCAGUACAGUAACUAUUCAUGAAGAAACUAACGAGGAAAGCCCUAAGGUUGUCAGAUGCACUACACAGUUGCCGAAUAGACUGGAUUGUAAAAAAAGUGAUCCUUGUGAUAGUACAAUCAAUACAAAAGAAAUCAGUGAACCGAUUUCCGAGUUCUCCAAUUCUGUUAGAUGCGAUGUUAUUGAUGCUGAGACAUCUGCUCAAUCCAAACAAAAUGGUGAGGCGGGAGCUAAGGUUGUUGGAGUUGAGGAGCUAAUAAAUUUGUUAACUGAAAAAUUCAGUCCCUCCAGUCGUCAAUCAAAGGAUCCUUUGACAGUUGGCUUCAUUGGUUACCCAAACGUUGGGAAAUCUAGUACACUCAACGCGAUACUAGGUCAUAAAAAGGUUCCGGUGUCAGUUACACCUGGGAAAACCAAACAUUUCCAGACCAUUUAUGUCCGAUCAGACUUGAUACUUUGUGAUUGCCCGGGAUUGGUGAUGCCAUCUUUUGCUUACUCUAGAGCGGACUUAGUUGUAGCUGGCAUAUUAUCAAUCGAUGAGAUGCGUGAUUAUUUAGCUCCUGUUGGUUUAGUUUGUGAAAGAAUUCCACGUCAUAUUUUAGAAACAAUGUAUGGAAUCAGCCUUCCUAAAUUUCAAAAUGCACAAGUUAAUGAUAGUUUAAACCGCAUCCUGACACCACAUGAAUUAUUAGCUGCUCACGCAUUUAUGCAUGGUUUUAUGACAGCUAAAGGGAAUCCAAAUUAUGAUCGUUCUGCAAGAAUCAUUUUAAAAGAUUAUGUAAAGGAGAGGAUUAAGAAGAGCAACCUAUCACACUUCCUUUCUAAUGUAUUUGUAUAUGGUCGACUUUUGUACUGUCAUCCUCCUCCAAACACAACUGAUCCUCUUGAUUUUCAAUCACUUGGGCGAAAUGAUAGUUUACCCUGCGGGGUUGGUUAUUUUCCUGAUCCAUCUAAAGCUGAACGGUUUCUUAAACGACUAGAUGAAAAACAGAAGCGAGCGUCUAGUCAAUGUAUUGAUGAAGUUAUCACUGAAUUUGAUCGAUUGGCGUUUAAACAGGAUCAACCUGCACGCGAACUUAUUAAAUCUCAUAAGCAAAUACCUAUUUUACGUUCUAACAUAGAAAAGUCAAAGAUCGAUGAUGAAGUAUCAUCGAAUGCAUCUUGGAGUACUGUUGGCUCAGUUGAGACUGUUAGCAAUUUAUCAUGCAUUAGUAGUGGGACAACACAAUUUAUCUUAGAAGAUGGUACAGUCAAAAAACCUUGGCGUCUAUUAAGUCACGCUAAACGCUUGAAUUCAGUACAUUCAACAAUAUUAUCAAACCAAACAGAGGCUGUAAAACAUGUAACAAAACACAAAAAACGCAAAGAAAAACUCCGUCGAGUUUAUCGUUAUUUAGAUGAACAUGAAAGAACAUGA